Molecule: messenger RNA, 484 nt
Organism: Raphanus sativus (radish)
Lineage: Eukaryota; Viridiplantae; Streptophyta; Magnoliopsida; Brassicales; Brassicaceae
Product: cytochrome b-c1 complex subunit 9, mitochondrial
Exons: 3
Coding region: 117-320 (67 amino acids)
Biological process (GO): mitochondrial electron transport, ubiquinol to cytochrome c
Source: RefSeq, a predicted model, not a curated record
GAGAUUAUCUUUCUGAUGAAUCGCGCUAUCGCUAUUGUUGUAGAUCUGCUUCUUUUUUUUCCAACCCUAAUCGAGAACCGCCGAUACGUAAAGAGAUCAAAGAAAAGGGUUUAAUCAUGGCCAAUCAGAAAGGCGCUCUCGAAGGCUUUUACAGACUGAUCAUGCGCCGUAACUCCGUCUACGUCUCCUUCAUCAUCGCCGGCGCUUUCUUCGGCGAACGGGCUGUGGAUUACGGUGUUCAUAAGCUCUGGGAAAGCAAGAAUGUUGGGAAACGGUACGAAGACAUCUCUGUGUUGGGUCAAAGGCCUAUUGAAGAAUGAGAUUUCUCCUUUACGAAUCUUCUCAGACUAAAAGAAGGAAAUGAAACUUUCCUUGUUGUUUUGCAAGUCGCUUCUCUUGUUCAAUAAAUCAUUGGGAUGAUUUUAAUACUUUCACCUAAAGCACGCUUACUGAACUGAUUAAUUGAAUUUUCUGCAUUGUGGUA